This is a messenger RNA of Nerophis lumbriciformis (worm pipefish), 1569 nucleotides long. Lineage: Eukaryota; Metazoa; Chordata; Actinopteri; Syngnathiformes; Syngnathidae. The record is from RefSeq and is a predicted model, not a curated record.
ACCAUGCCCACAAAGAAUACACUAGAGGAGCGCGUCAAUCGCUUCAAGAACAAGGGCAAGACUUUGGCAACAUUUCGAGAAAAGAGACUUUCGGAAUGCGUAGAGUUGCGCAAAGCUCAAAAGAAUGAGAAUUUGAUGAAGAGAAGACAGAUAACGCCUUCUCUUUCCGAUGACGACGUCCUAUCACCUACGUUCAUUUCUGACAAUAAGGCUUGCACUUUAACAAUUGAAGAGAUUGUCCAAGAAAUCAAUUCCGACUGCAAGGAUGCUCAAACUCGUGGAUGCCAGGCUGCCAGAAAACUACUUUCUCAAGAGCGCAACCCUCCUCUGAAGGAGAUCAUAGAUGCUGGGCUCCUGGCUCGCUUGGUGCUCUUCUUGGGCAUGGAUGAUGAGCCCAAUCUGCAGUUUGAAGCGGCUUGGGCUCUGACCAACAUUGCCUCUGGAACAUCUUGGCAUACACAGCAGGUCGUAGAACAUGGCGCUAUACCCUGCUUCAUUUCUUUGCUGGCCUCACCACAGUUGCAGAUCAGUGAGCAAGCUGUAUGGGCCCUUGGAAAUAUUGCAGGUGAUGGUCCAGUCUACCGAGAUGUCCUCAUUGAAUGUAAUGUGAUACCUGCCUUACUGGCACGGGUCUCCCCGGAAACUCCGGUUGGUUAUCUCCGCAACCUUGCAUGGACAUUGUCAAACUUGUGCAGGAAUAAAAACCCAUUUCCACCCUUGUCUGCGGUGCACCAGGUGCUUCCGACACUGGUCCAGUUUCUUCAUCUUGGGGACAAGGAUAUCUUGUCUGAUGCAUGCUGGGCAAUCUCCUACCUGACAGAUGGUGACAACGAUCGUAUUGCAAUUGUAGUACAAACAGGUAUUGUCCACCGUCUGGUGGAACUCAUGGGCCACAACGAGCUUAGCGUCAUGACCCCUGCCCUUCGUGCAAUCGGGAACAUCGUGAGUGGCUCAGAUCUGCAGACACAGGCGGCUAUUGAUGCUGGCGUUCUUGGCAUACUUCCUCAACUCAUGAGGCACCCAAAGGCUAAUGUUCAGAAGGAAGCAACAUGGGCAUUGUCAAACAUCGCAGCCGGGCCGUGUAAACAAAUCCAACAGAUCCUCACGUGUGGCCUACUUCCUCCUCUUGUAGAAUUACUCAAAAAUGGAGAUUUCAAGACUCAAAGAGAGGCUGUGUGGGCAGUGACUAAUUUCACCAGUGGUGGUACUGUGGAGCAGGUGGUCCAGUUGGUGCACAGUGGAGCACUUGAGGGAAUAAUCAACCUUCUAAAAGUAAAGGAUGCAAAAAUUAUUCUGGUCAUCUUGGACGCCAUUAACAACAUCUUCACAGCAGCAGAGAAGAUUGGUGAAAUCGAGAAGCUAAGCCUGCUAGUUGAAGAGCUUGGUGGGCUGGACCGCAUUGAAAGUCUCCAGAGCCAUGAAAACGUGACUGUAUACCAGGCAGCACGCAGCCUCAUCGAGAAGUACUUUUCUGAUGGAGAGUUGGAGGGUCUGAAUGUUGAAGACUCCUGCACAGAAGAUGCUUUUGUGUUCAAGACCCCAGACACUCACAAAACAUUUGAAUUUUAA